GGUGUUGAUGGCUGUGUUGUACGGCCUGUAGCUGGGGUCUCGGUCCAGCCUCACGGUUGGCCCUUUCACUGGGCUGGUUCCCGGCCCAGGCCCAGCCCGGCCCAUUUCGGGUGAGACUGCUGUGGUGACUGCUCGCCGCCAUGCACGACGCCUUCGAGCCAGUGCCAAUACUAGAAAAGCUGCCUCUGCAGAUCGACUGUCUGGCUGCCUGGGAGGAAUGGCUUCUUGUUGGCACCAAACAAGGACAUCUUCUUCUCUAUAGGAUCCGGAAGGAUGCUGGUUGCAACAGGUUUGAAGUGACAUUAGAGAAAUCCAAUAAAAACUUCUCCAAAAAGAUUCAGCAGAUCCACGUGGUUUCCCAGUUUAAGAUUCUGGUCAGCUUGUUAGAAAAUAACAUUUAUGUCCAUGACUUACUGACAUUUCAACAAAUCACUACGGUUUCAAAGGCAAAGGGAGCCUCACUGUUCACAUGUGACCUCCAGCACACAGAGACCGGUGAGGAGGUGCUGCGGAUGUGUGUGGCCGUCAAAAAGAAGCUGCAGCUCUACUUCUGGAAGGACAGGGAAUUCCAUGAAUUGCAGGGGGACUUUAGUGUACCAGAUGUGCCCAAGUCCAUGGCCUGGUGCGAAAAUUCUAUCUGUGUGGGUUUCAAGAGAGACUACUACCUAAUAAGGGUGGAUGGAAAAGGGUCCAUCAAAGAGCUCUUUCCAACAGGAAAACAGCUGGAGCCGUUAGUUGCACCUCUGGCAGAUGGAAAAGUGGCUGUGGGUCAGGAUGAUCUCACCGUGGUGCUCAAUGAGGAGGGGAUCUGCACACAGAAAUGUGCCUUGAACUGGACAGACAUACCAGUGGCCAUGGAGCACCAGCCUCCCUACAUCGUUGCAGUUUUGCCUCGAUAUGUGGAGAUCCGAACAUUUGAACCAAGGCUUCUGGUCCAGAGCAUUGAAUUGCAAAGGCCCCGCUUCAUUACCUCGGGAGGAUCAAACAUUAUCUAUGUGGCCAGCAAUCAUUUUGUUUGGAGACUCAUUCCUGUCCCCAUGGCAACCCAAAUCCAACAGCUUCUCCAGGACAAGCAGUUUGAAUUGGCUCUACAGCUUGCAGAGAUGAAAGAUGAUUCUGACAGCGAAAAGCAGCAACAGAUCCAUCACAUCAAGAACUUGUAUGCCUUCAAUCUCUUCUGCCAGAAGCGUUUUGAUGAGUCCAUGCAGGUCUUUGCUAAGCUUGGCACAGAUCCUACCCAUGUGAUGGGCCUGUACCCAGACCUGCUGCCCACAGACUACAGGAAGCAGCUGCAGUAUCCUAACCCGCUGCCUGUGCUCUCGGGGGCUGAAUUGGAGAAGGCGCACUUAGCUUUGAUUGACUACCUGACACAGAAACGAAGCCAGUUGGUAAAGAAGCUGAAUGACUCUGAUCACCAGUCUAGCACCUCCCCGCUUAUGGAAGGCACUCCCACCAUCAAAUCCAAGAAGAAGCUGUUGCAAAUCAUUGACACCACCCUGCUCAAGUGCUACCUCCAUACGAAUGUGGCCUUGGUGGCCCCUCUGCUGCGCCUGGAGAACAACCACUGCCACAUCGAGGAGAGCGAGCACGUGCUGAAGAAGGCGCACAAGUAUAGUGAGCUGAUCAUCCUCUACGAGAAGAAGGGGCUCCAUGAGAAAGCUCUGCAGGUGCUGGUGGACCAGUCCAAGAAGGCCAACUCGCCUCUGAAAGGCCACGAGAGGACAGUGCAGUAUCUGCAGCAUUUGGGCACAGAAAACCUGCAUUUGAUUUUUUCCUACUCAGUGUGGGUGCUGCGAGACUUCCCAGAGGAUGGCCUGAAGAUCUUUACCGAAGACCUCCCGGAGGUGGAGUCUCUGCCGCGUGACCGAGUGCUCGGCUUCUUAGUGGAGAAUUUUAAGGGUCUGGCUAUUCCUUAUCUGGAACAUGUCAUCCACGUUUGGGAGGAGACAGGCUCUCGGUUCCACAACUGCCUGAUCCAGCUGUACUGUGAGAAGGUGCAAGGUCUGAUGAAGGAGUAUCUCCUGUCCUUCCCUGCAGGCAAAACUCCAGUUCCUGCUGGAGAGGAAGAGGGUGAGCUGGGAGAGUACCGACGGAAGCUCCUUAUGUUCUUGGAAAUUUCUGGCUACUAUGAUCCAGGCCGGCUGAUCUGUGACUUUCCUUUUGACGGCCUCUUAGAAGAGCGCGCACUGCUGCUGGGCCGCAUGGGGAAGCACGAGCAAGCGCUCUUCAUCUAUGUGCACAUCCUGAAGGACACAAAGAUGGCCGAGGAGUACUGCCACAAGCAUUACGACCAAAACAGAGAUGGCAGCAAAGACGUGUAUCUGUCCCUGCUCCGGAUGUACCUGUCGCCCCCCAGUGUUCACUGCCUGGGACCAAUCAAGCUGGAACUGCUGGAGCCACAGGCCAACCUCCAGGCCGCCCUGCAGGUCCUUGAGCUGCACCAUAGCAAGCUGGACACCACCAAGGCCAUCAACCUUCUACCAGCAAACACUCAGAUUAACGAUAUACGCAUCUUUCUGGAAAAGGUCUUGGAAGAAAAUGCACAAAAAAAACGGUUCAAUCAAGUGCUCAAGAACCUUCUCCAUGCAGAAUUUCUGAGGGUCCAGGAAGAGCGGAUUUUACACCAGCAGGUGAAGUGCAUCAUCACAGAGGAGAAGGUUUGCAUGGUGUGUAAGAAGAAGAUUGGGAACAGUGCAUUUGCAAGAUACCCCAACGGAGUGGUCGUGCACUACUUCUGUUCCAAAGAGGUCAACCCGGCUGACACCUGAGCCCAGCAUGCCAGGGACUCUUCUCAUGGACAGUCGGCUAUCCCAGAGAGGGGAAGGAGCACCGGCCUUAGGAAUGGGGGGCUGCUUCCACCACCAGGUGUCUCCCCAUUUGGACACUCCUGGCUACCUUGAGCCCUGGAACAUCUCUGAAUUUAUCAGACUUGCGGUCUGGUGUUACCAGCUUUUUGAUAGAAAAAAGAGAUUAGCUAUACCUUAUAUACCAUUGUGUUGCGGGCAGUUUCGGAGAAUUUACUACCUGCUUGGACGGGAGGAGGUGGGGAAGGCCAUUGUCCUGCCUUUGCACACCAAUCACCUGAACAAGGAAAGUGUCUCAAGUGUCUGUAACCCCGAGAUUGUUUAUGCAGAGUUUUCUUUUAAG
Odobenus rosmarus divergens (Pacific walrus) is the source of this 3147-nucleotide messenger RNA. RefSeq names its product vacuolar protein sorting 39 homolog (S. cerevisiae) (gene VPS39). NCBI's taxonomy places the organism in Eukaryota, Metazoa, Chordata, Mammalia, Carnivora, Odobenidae. Gene Ontology annotation, molecular function: protein binding. Gene Ontology annotation, cellular component: cytoplasm; membrane. Gene Ontology annotation, biological process: endosomal vesicle fusion; autophagy; vesicle-mediated transport. The record is from RefSeq and is a predicted model, not a curated record. The transcript is spliced from 25 exons. Bases 141 to 2768 code for a protein of 875 amino acids.